AUGUCUUCUCAAGCUCAGAAGAUGCCUGCCAAUGAUGCUCCAGUCACCGCUGAAGCUCCAGAUGACUUCCCCGAGCAGCUGACUGGGUCUCUUACCCAGACGCCCGACGAGACUUCCUCAGUUCCCGAUCUUGGAGCAGCUAUUCAGUACCCCCCUCCGCCCUCAUACCACUCCACCAACCCACCUCAAUACAACCGCAUGGGCACUCAACCUACGAUCAAUUCGAUCUCAGUUGAGCCCAUCGCCGUGGAAAGCAUCGAGGAGCAGCCCCAACCGACCACCACCAGCGAUGGCAAUCCCAGUGCCAGGCAGAACCACCGCCGUUGCCGGUUCCGGAUCAGGCGCGGGUGUCUGGAUUGCGUGUCCCAGCUAGGCAGCGCAGACUUCUGGAUCCCGGCAUGCAUCAGCACGUACUUACUCGCCAUAGUAGGGCUCUUCGUGUACGCCAUUGUUCUCACCACCAUACGGGACAAUGAUAAAGGCUUGGAGCCCCACGACGAAUGCUACAGGAACCGGGAGCGCAUCGCCUACCUCGCCGGGUUUCUGGGGUGGCUCGCGGGCAUCGACCACUUUGUUGCCCAUCACUGGGUCCUGGCAGUCGUUAGGUCGACCUGGUUGAUCUUGUUUCUGGUGAGGCUGUUCUUGAGUCAUUUCUUGAGUAUUUUCAUCGAGUGGAAUCCCCCGCUUAACCUCAACAAACUGGACAAUGCCUGGCCGAAUGCGAUUCUUGUGACCUCGCUCUGGUGGCCGCUCGAUAUGGUGCUUUGGUUGACCAAGGUUUUUAGUGUUCCGGGCUGUAAGGGUGGAGGUGGCUUCUAAGCUGCUGUCAGACUUGAGGGGGCUUGGAGUUUGGUAUUGUCGGGAUUGUCGGUAUUCGGGCGAGGCUUGCUGUCUUUUGGUGUUCUGAUCUUCUCGGGACCUUUUUGCUCUUGAUUUCCACUGAUCCAAAGAACAGAGAUCUGGA
Messenger RNA from Aspergillus japonicus CBS 114.51, 964 nucleotides. RefSeq lists its product as uncharacterized. The coding region runs from base 1 to 819 and encodes 272 amino acids. The transcript has a single exon. The record is from RefSeq and is a predicted model, not a curated record. Lineage: Eukaryota; Fungi; Ascomycota; Eurotiomycetes; Eurotiales; Aspergillaceae.